Dicrocoelium dendriticum is the source of this 822-nucleotide messenger RNA. NCBI's taxonomy places the organism in Eukaryota, Metazoa, Platyhelminthes, Trematoda, Plagiorchiida, Dicrocoeliidae. The record is from the annotation of a GenBank genome assembly.
AUGUCGCUAGAGGAAAUUAAACAAGAGGCUAUCAAGAAAAGGCGCAGGCGAGGGCGGCGCCGCUUCCUGGCUUCUCGUGCUCACCCUCGUGAUGCGGCUGUUAUGGGCGGUCAACUGAAGCAAAUGCCGCGCUUCCGGCCACCGAACGCUGCGCUAGCAGUUUUAAGGAGAGCAAGAGAAACCGCUGCUGCAGCUGCACAGGCAGCCGCAGACGCCGCUGCACUUAUUGAGCAAAAUAGAGCUGAACAGGCACAUUUCGGGCCACCGCCGCCAUUCAGACGAAGUCGCCGCGGCAGACGCAGGGGACGUGGAGGCCGUGGGGGCGCAGCUGCCGGACAGACAGGUACGUCAAGGUCGGAUGAAGAGCCACCAAAGACGCAUCGUCAACGAAAAUCUGCUUCUUAUUGGGCUCGACGACGUGAAAAGCGGCGAAUGCGCCGCGCUCAGGCCAUGAGUGAUCCGUACUUUUACGAUCCGCCUCCGAUGGAACCUUACCGUUUUCCACCCGAGCCCUAUCAACCUGUCUUAGAUGACUAUCCCGGAAUGAUGAGUUACCGGGGUUAUGAUUGGCAAGACUUAGGGCCUGGUCCUGAACCUGGUUUUAUGCACCAACCUGACAGGUUCGCCGGGCCAGGCCAUGCCCGCUAUGCACCGUCGCGUGACGACGAGUACUUGGCCCAGGCGCGUGCCUUGAUUCAGGCACAGAACGAGCAGCUGAAUCCAGGUUAUCGUCCACCUUUUGAACCCUGGCCAUGCCCAGCCCCGUUCAUACCCGGAGAAGAGUGGGGUCCGCGCUCUCACAUGCGAAGCUCCAGAUGGUAA